AUGACCAGAUUUUUUUUAUUUAAUUUUUUCUUUUUUCUUUUUGUCUUUCUCUCUCUCUUUCUUUUUGUCUUCCCUCUCCCUCAUUGUCUCUUGUCUCUCUCUCUUUGCCUCUUGUCUCUCUUUGCCUCUUGUCUCUCUUUGCCUCUUGUCUCUCUUUGCCUCUUGUCUCUCUUUGCCUCUUGUCUCUCUUUGCCUCUUGUCUCUCUCUCUUUGCCUCUUGUCUCUCUCUCUCUCUUUCCUCUUGUCUCUCUCUCUCUUUCUUUGUCUCUCUCUUUGUCUCUCUCUCUUUUGCCUCUUGUCUCUCUUUGCCUCUUGUCUCUCUUUGCCUCUUGUCUCUCUUUGCCUCUUGUCUCUCUUUGCCUCUUCUCUCUGCCUCUUGUCUCUCUCUGCCUCUUGUCUCUCUCUGCCUCUUGUCUCUCUCUGCCUCUUGUCUCUCUCUGCCUCUUCUCUCUCUCUGCCUCUUCUCUCUCUCUUUCUCUCUUUGCCUCUUCUCUCUCUCUCUUUGCCUCUUCUCUCUCUCUUUGCCUCUUCUCUCUCUCUCUUUGCCUCUUCUCUCUCUCUCUCUUUGCCUCUUCUCUCUCUCUCUCUCUUUGCCUCUUCUCUCUCUCUCUCUUUGCCUCUUCUCUCUCUCUCUCUCUCUUUGCCUCUUCUCUCUCUCUCUCAACAUAG
Molecule: messenger RNA, 669 nt
Organism: Acanthosepion pharaonis
Lineage: Eukaryota; Metazoa; Mollusca; Cephalopoda; Sepiida; Sepiidae
Source: the annotation of a GenBank genome assembly